UUCUCCCAACCUGCAGCCGGGACUACAGCAAACUAAUUUUAAAUCUUGCACAACAAUUAGAAGGAUACUUUAAGUUGUUGUUUUACGUGUCAUACCCCUGAUUAUUGCUUGAAUGUGUGUGUGAAUGCUUGAAGAAAUUACAAAAAAAGAAGGAUGAAGCUUAAAGAGAUCAAUCGCACGGCUAUUCAGGCCUGGAGCCCUGCUCAGCACCAUCCUAUCUACUUAGCAGCAGGUACCUCUGCUCAGCAGCUUGAUGCUACCUUUAGCACCAAUGCUUCACUAGAGAUCUUUGAGUUAGACCUGGCUGAACCCACUUUGGCCAUGAAGUCUUGCGGUGCACUCGCAUCCCCUCACAGAUACCAUAAGAUGGUUUGGGGCCCUCAUGAUACUGAUGCUGAUGGGCUGCCUUCAGGGAUACUCAUAGCUGGAGGAGAGAAUGGCAAUAUUAUCCUCUAUGACCCUUUUAAGAUUAUCUCUGGUGACAGUGAAGCUGUCAUUGCUCAAAGCAGCAAACAUACUGGAUCGGUCCAAGCCCUAGAUGUAAACUCAUUUCAGACAAACCUGGUGGCCUCAGGCGGAAAUGAGUCAGAAAUCUACAUCUGGGAUUUGAACAACUUUGCUUCACCUAUGACACCAGGACCAAAAACUCAGCCACUGGAGGACAUCAGCUGUGUGGCAUGGAAUAGACAGGUACAACACAUUUUGGCAUCAGCCAGCCCCAGUGGCAGAGCCUCUGUCUGGGACCUUAGGAAGAACGACCUCAUCAUCAAAGUCAGCGACCACAGCAACAGGAUGCACUGCUCUGGGCUGGCUUGGCAUCCUGAGGUGGCUACACAGUUGGUCCUGGCAUCUGAAGAUGACCGCAUGCCUGUCAUCCAAAUGUGGGACCUUCGCUUUGCUACCUCUCCUCUUAAAGUCCUAGAGAAUCACACAAGAGGUGUCUUGGCCAUUGCCUGGAGUCUGGCAGAUCCUGAACUCCUCCUUAGCUGUGGAAAGGAUAACAGAAUUCUGUGUUGGAACCCCAACACUGCUGAGGUGCUCUAUGAGUUGCCAACAAGCACACAGUGGUGCUUUGACAUUCAGUGGUGUCCCAGAAACCCAGCAGUUUUGUCAGCUGCAGCUUUUGAUGGGCACAUCAGCAUCUACUCCAUCAUGGGAGGAAGCAAUGAGACCGUAAACAAUCCCCAAGUGGAUCAGAUAAGUGCCUCUUUUGGAAACAUGGAUCCGUUCGGGACAGGGCAGACAUUGCCGCCGUUGCAGCUACCACAGUCCAGUGCCCCCAAGACCACUGUCACGCCCUUGAAGAAACCCCCCAAGUGGAUCCGACGACCAGUCGGGGCCUCCUUUGCUUUUGGUGGUAAACUGGUCUCCUUGGAGAAUGUCAAGCCAUCACCCCAACAACCUCAGCAGCCUACUGCCCACAUUGUCCAUGUCAGCCAAGUGGUCACAGAAACAGCUUUCCUAGACCGCUCAAAUCAGCUUCAGGCCACCUUGACUGAAGGAACUUUUGUGGAAUUCUGCCAGUCCAAGAUUGACACUGCCCAGAAUGAGUUUGAAAAGACAGUGUGGUCUUUUCUGAAGGUUAACUUUGAGAAUGAUGUUCGUGGGAAAUACUUGGAACUUCUGGGAUACAAAAAAGAGGAAGUUGCACUAAAGAUUGCAUCAGCAUUAGAAGGGAAAGAUGAUGAAUCAGCUGAAGUGAAUGAGCCUUCCUCCUCUCCUGAUCCUGCUGCUGCUCCUCCUGCUCCUGUCGCUGACCAUCAGGCUGAAGCCACCCCUGAUCCUGACCCUGUACCUCAGCCCAUCCCAGAGCCCUCUGUUGCUGCCCAGCCUGAACUGCCCCUUACGCUGGCUCCUCAGACCACCAAUCAGCCUAUGCUUGAGCUUAGCCUGCAGUCUGAGCCUGACUGGCCAUCACUAAAUGAACCACUGUCUGAUCCCAUGCUUGCCCCCUGUGCUGAGCCUGUUCUUGACAGUCAAGCUGAACCUGACCUUGCUCCUCCUGUUGACCUUAUGUCUGCUUUUGAAUUGACGCCUCCAACUGAACUCGCGCCAAAUGUGCAUUUGCCGCCGCCUGUGGACUCGCAGCCUGUACCAGACUUUAUACCCUCGGUUCCUCAGCUUGCAGCAGAGCCCAUGCCACUGAGCACACCACCAGAUAGUCUACAACAGUCUGUGGCAGAGUUUGAUCUGACCUCUCCAGAAUUCCAGGCUAUGCCUGAAUCUACCCCUGUUGUAGAUCUAAAUCAGUCAAUGCCAUUGUAUACAGCGCCAGUGGAUCUGCAACAGUCUUUCCAAGGGAUAAACAAUGUUCAACAAUCUGUGCCAGAGCUAGUGCCUCCAGUUGAUACUUUACAAUCUGUACCAGUUCUGGUACCACCAAUUAAUGCUCAACAGCCUCUACCAGUUCUGGCAUCUUCAAAUGAUGCUCAGCAGCCUGUACCAGACGUAGCACUUCAAUUUGGUGCUCAACAACCUGUACUAGAGCCAGUACCUCCACUCAGUGCUCUACACUCUGUACCAGUCCUGGCACCUCCAAUUGAUGCUCAGCAGUCUGUUCCAGACCUAGCACCUCAAUUUUGUACUCAACAACCUGUACUAGAGCCAGUACCGCCAAUCAGUGCUCUACACUCUCUGCCAGUUCUUGCAUCUCCAAUUGAUGCUCAGCAGUCUGUUCCAGACCUAGCACCUCAACUUUGUACUCAACAACCUGUACUCGAACCAGUUCCUCCAAUCAAUGCUCUACACUCUGUACCAAUUCUGGCACCUCCAGUUGAUGUUCAGCAGUCUGUUCCAGAACUAGCACCUCAAAUCGAUGCUCAUCAACCUGUUCUAGAGCUAGCUCCCCAAAUUAUUGCUCAGCAGUCUGCACCGGUUCAGUUUCAUCCAGUUGAUGCUCAACAAUCUAUACCAGUGCUAGCUCCUCCAAUCAGCCUUCAGCCUGACCAUUCAAAUCAUUUUGCCCCACCCCAACCAGCAACAGAGUUCUUACCUCAAGUUGACUCACAGGGUAUGCCCGUUAUUGCACCUCCGGUUGACCCUCAGCAGAAUGCUCCAGAGUUCGACCUCACUCAGCCAGCUGACGUUCUGCCUGUCCAAGAAGUAAACCUGGUCCCUCAACCUGAAUCCCAGUCAGACCUGGCCACCAAGUCUGUUGAUCAGGCAUCAGAAGGUGUAGAUGCUACUGUGGAUCCUACUGAUGAGGAAAUUCCACUGGAGGAGGUUGAGGAGAAUGGGCUAGUUGAAGAGGAACCUGCCCUUGCUCCAGAGGAAACUCCUGCUCCUGAAGAGACAGUUGUCGCUGAAGAGACUCCUACUCCCGAAGUGACUCAAGCCACAGAUCCUGUUAACCUCAAAGUUAAUCACAAUGUCGAUGGACUGAUAACUCAAGCACUACUUACUGGAGACUUUGAGGCUGCUGUUGAGCUUUGUCUCCAUGACAACCGCAUGGCAGAUGGCAUCAUCCUGGCCAUUGCUGGUGGGCCAGAGCUUUUAGAGAAGACCCAGAAGAAGUACCUCAUCAAAACACAGAGCAAGAUCUCCAAGCUCAUCAGUGCUGUGGUGACAAAGGACUGGUUGGACAUUCUGGAGACAUGUGACCUACAAAACUGGAAGGAGGCUCUUGCUGGCGUGAUGACUUAUGCCAAGCCUGAGGAGUUCUCCUCUCUUUGUGGGUUGCUUGGUUCCAGACUGGAGGCCUCUGAGGACCCAGCUCUGCAGGUCCAGGCCUGCCUGUGUUACAUCUGUGCUGGUAGUGUGGAGCAGCUGGUAGCGUGCUGGACUAAAGCUCAGGACUUCCACUGCCCCCUUUCCCUGCAGGACCUGGUAGAAAAGGUGGUAGUCCUACGCCAGGCUGUGGUGCAAACUCAGGGUGGUGCAGCCCCUGCUGUCGGUGCUCUGCUGGCAGAAAAGAUGAGUCAGUAUGCCAGUCUUUUGGCAUCACAGGGCAGCUUACAAACAGCUAUCUCCUACCUGCCUAACAGUGCUGACCAGGCUACUGUCCAGCAGCUACGAGAUCGUCUGAGCAAAGCUCUGGGUCAGCAGGCGGCUGCCCCUGUGGCCCCGGUGGAGAAUGUGCAACCAGCAGCCCAAGCACCAGUGCCGGCCUACACCCCUGCCCAGCCACAACCACAUCAGCCCAUACCAGGAGCAGUGGCACCAUCAGCACCUCAUUACUUUCAGCAGGUCAGGUCUGCCUCUACUGUCACUUCCUGGAGUAACCAAACCCCCACAGCUCUGCCCAGUGUCCCUCGCCCGCUAGGCCCUGCCCCAAACUUGCAGCCUGAGCCCUCAGCUCCAGCCUUUGGUUUGCAGUCUCCAGUCAGUGCUGUUCCACCAACCACUAGUGGAUACCUGGUCUCUCAGCAGUAUCAGACCUAUCCUCAGGUCCAGCAGUUCAUGCCUGCAGCUGGGGGACCAGCUAUCUAUCAGCCUCUCCAGUACUCUUCUGCUGCUGCUCCUUCUCUUCCUGCUCCACCUUCCUCUUCCGCCCCAUCUGUUCAGUACCCCUCUCAGUACAUGCACCACCCAGUAGCACCUUCUCACCCUGCACCUCCUCCAGUGUUCCCUGGGCCUCCUCCUACAGGCCAGCCUACUGCCUCUGCACCUCCUCCUGCCUCUUCAUCCUUCUCUCCUCCUCCUCUAUCCUCUGGAGUAUCAUUCCAGCAUGGUGGGCCAGGGUCUCCCACCUCCUACCUGCCACCUCCACCAAUGGGACCCUCAGGUACACAGGCAGAGCCCGCCCCGAUCCCAGCCUCUCAGAGAACAGGGGGGAUAAACCAAGAUACAACCUGUUAUAUGGAAGGACCUCAGAAUGGCUGGAACGAUCCUCCCACUCUUAGUAGAGUGCCAAAGAAAAAGAAGGUUCCAGACAAUUACACUCCACCAGCUCCCAUCACUGCACCCAUCAUGGCGCCUCUGGGAGAGCCUCAGGUCCAGCCUGUCCCCAUGCAGCCCCCACAGCAGUUCUCUGGGCAGCCAGGAGCUCCAGCCCCCUUCAAUCCCAUCCAGCAACAGCCCCCCAGUGCCACACCUGCAAACCCAGCCAUGCCCAUAAUGAACAUGGAGGGAGCACCAGGAGCACCUACUGGAGAUGUCAUACAGCCAGUGCAGUCUAUGCCUGCUGAGAAAAUCACCAAGAAGCCCAUCCCUGAUGAGCACCUUGUCCUCAAGACGACCUUUGAAGGACUAAUCCAGAAAUGCUUGGCAGUAGCUGCUGAUCCUCAAACCAGGCGGAAGUUAGACGAUGCUAACAAACGCCUUGAGUCCCUGUAUGACAAGCUUAGAGAUCAAUCUCUUUCCCCAGCCAUUGUGAGCGGCCUGCACAACAUUGUGCGCAGCAUUGAGUCCCGCGCCUACACGGAUGGCCUGAACAUUCACACACACAUUGUUAGUAACAGCAACUUCAGCGAAACCUCUGCUUUCAUGCCAGUGCUAAAGGUGGUGUUAACACAGGCAAACAAGUUGGGCGUCUGAUCAGCGACGUAAACAGAUGCACACUUUCUCCAGUAUUCAUGCAACUUUAACACAAGCCAUCAAGUCAAGUUUGAGACAUGGGACAGAGGACCAAGCUGUCAUUGAUAUUGCCAGUCUGUCCUUCACUGGAACACAUCAAGGAUGCGUAUUCCAGUUUUAGGUUGUUUUUGUUGUCUUACGUUUCAUAGUUAGUUUUUGUUUUCUUUUGUAUUUGUAAUCAUGUCAGAGCAGAGUGCAAUGGGGAUUUGCUCCUUUUUACGGGAGUUUUAAUGGAAAUUGUGCUUUUUAAGAAUAAUGCAUGAUUUACACUAUUGAACGCAAAAUUGAGACCCUGUCUUUUUUCAUUGUCACGUGACCUGAAAUUGGUUACAAUUGCAUUAUCAAGUGCCCAGUCAUUUUAGCU
Molecule: messenger RNA, 5878 nt
Organism: Chanos chanos (milkfish)
Lineage: Eukaryota; Metazoa; Chordata; Actinopteri; Gonorynchiformes; Chanidae
Gene: sec31a
Product: SEC31 homolog A, COPII coat complex component
Exons: 29
Coding region: 154-5475 (1773 amino acids)
Biological process (GO): endoplasmic reticulum organization; COPII-coated vesicle cargo loading; endoplasmic reticulum to Golgi vesicle-mediated transport
Cellular component (GO): endoplasmic reticulum exit site; COPII vesicle coat
Molecular function (GO): structural molecule activity; protein binding
Source: RefSeq, a predicted model, not a curated record